AUUUUGUUUCACUCUUUUAGGUGCUGGGGAUUUCACAGGAUUGCCAUAAAAACAAAAUUCAGACCAAUGCAGUCACUCGCAAUAACGUGGCCCUCUGGGACCCGGAAAGGGAAAACUCCUUCACUUAUAAUAUCAGCUGUCCAUCUCUUGCAGCUGUGAGGUUUUUAGCAGUCGUUGAUAAAGAUUCUCCUCCUCUUGUUCAAGUUGUCAUGGUCAAUUCUCUGAGGGAAGGGCUCCAGCAUGUCUAUUUUCCUGAUGGAAACAUAUUCUGUGACACACGCCCAUCAAGCUUGUUUAUCACUGUCAUGAAGAAAUCAAAGUGUGGUGGUUGUGAAAGCCCCAUUAAGUUGUCUCUUAUUGAUCAUUCUGAGCCUUCUGCCAAGCACUUUGAGGAAAUAUUGGAAUCAAUCUCAGAGAAGCCACUUUCAACCGUCACGAUACGUUAUAACGACUUGCCUCGCAUUGAUCAUGACCCUGUCUCACUUUUUGCUGAUCCUUGUACUAAAGCAAGUGAACUUCUAAUUGGAGCCUUGGCACAGCUUGGCAGUACCAUAAAAGCUGCCUGUCCAUACCUGAAGGACAGAGAUGAUGAAGAUGAGCUCCUUCGCUAUUUUGGCUUCAUCUUGUGCAGGGAAGAGAAGGGACGCCUGAUCAAAGUCCAGUCAUUAGAUCCUGAUGAGCUGGUUCUUCCUUUAGUAGAGAGGAACUCUGUCCUUACCAUUGUCUUGAAAGGAACGGAGUGUGGGUCUCCUUUUCAUUGCCCUCCACUUCACGGGAGCCCAGUUCGUUCCAUUUUGAAGGGUAUUUCUGCUACUCUUGGAAACCCAAAUAUGCUUUCAGUUGGAAGGGCUAGUAGGAGGUCUUCUCAAGUUGAGUUUCCUCCUAAGCUUCAUCGCCCAGCUACUAUAGAGUUAUCAAAGACUCCACAAUCAACAGCGGCAGCAGCACGCCAAGAGCUCCUUGUUACAGCAGAAAUGAAGCUAAAUGUGAAGAGUCCCUCUCCCUCCCCUUCUCCCUUUGCCUCUGUCUCUUUUUAUCCCUCCGUCCGAAAGUCUGCAUGCGCCAUAGCAGAAAUAACCAGGAGGGAAAUAGGAGGUCGAAGGAGAGUCACUGUUCACAGCAAACCAGAAUCCGUUGAUUACAUAUUCUACAAAGCAUUUGAGGAGCAGGCAAAGAAGGUCCCAUCUCAGGACACACCACAGCAUGGAGUCCAACCUGGUGCUGUUGGGGGUCCUCCUCCACCUCCUAGGAGGCAUUUCCAGGGCCUUCAGAGGCGGGAUUUAAACCGCUCUGUUAGUUUUGCUUCUUUUUCGAAGGGCCCGGAAGACUCUCCUGCUCACCCUCCAGUGAGACGUGAGAGCAAGAUCAAGAGACAAAUCAAGAAGUUUUUUCAAGGGAAAAGAUCCCUUCGAUCAGCUCGCACUCAGGCAUCGAUACGUAUUGAAAAGCAAGUGAGUGAUGAAGGGUUUCAGGCUUUUAGUGAGCCGUCAUUGGGCGAUCAAAAUGAAAAGGAAAAGGGAGAGAGGGGAAGGAGGGGAACAAGGAGGAGACGUGAAGAAAGGUUUCAAGAAGAUAAAAUGGAUAUAGUUGAGGUUGUUCCUCCAGCUUUGGAGCCCGUUGAAGAGGGAAGACAUCCUUCCAAAAGGCACAGCACCGGGAUAAUGAAAGGAGGAGGAGCCAAGCUGCUGAAGACCAGUUCCCAUCCAAAGCUGAGGCACCCACCAUAUCUGGAGAGUUCAAUCUAAGUAUGUUUGUUAUUCAAGUGGAAUGAUCAAGAACGUAAUAUUUGAUAUUUUAAUUUUAAUUUUGUCAUUCAAGUCAAUUUCAUCCGUAUAUUGUUUAUGUUUG
Molecule: messenger RNA, 1848 nt
Organism: Amphimedon queenslandica
Lineage: Eukaryota; Metazoa; Porifera; Demospongiae; Haplosclerida; Niphatidae
Exons: 5
Coding region: 210-1745 (511 amino acids)
Source: RefSeq, a predicted model, not a curated record